This is a messenger RNA of Linepithema humile (Argentine ant), 4062 nucleotides long. Its product is annotated as OTU domain-containing protein 7B-like. The record is from RefSeq and is a predicted model, not a curated record. Gene Ontology annotation, biological process: protein K63-linked deubiquitination; protein deubiquitination involved in ubiquitin-dependent protein catabolic process; protein K11-linked deubiquitination. NCBI's taxonomy places the organism in Eukaryota, Metazoa, Arthropoda, Insecta, Hymenoptera, Formicidae. Gene Ontology annotation, cellular component: cytoplasm; nucleus. Gene Ontology annotation, molecular function: DNA binding; zinc ion binding; cysteine-type deubiquitinase activity.
CGUCACUUUCGCCGAACGUCAAAAUCCGUGAAUCAUUCGUAGCUAGCGCAACGCGCUCAUGAAUACGGCGUCUGCUCGUCACGCGGUGUCGAACAUGUGACCCGUUUAAAGUUUCACCGUGCGUGCAAUUACCGUGCGAACCAUUCCAUUGCAGUUCUUACGUGCAGUUCAGUUCGGGCCUCCCACUACGUGAUUACCUACGAGGCCGCGCGCGACCUACGACGCUAGGUUAUGUCGCUGUGUUUAUGUUUGCUGUAAUACGCGAAUAGAUUGACAUCCGCGCUCGUCUCGCACGCACGGUCCGUUAUCGGCGGACUUGAAGCGCCUGAGCGAAAUAUGAGAAGGAUAUACAUCAAGACAUCGACUGUGACAUUAGCAAGAAAAGCUGCAUCCGAGCAACUGCGUCGCGUCCGCGAGUUAAUUCGAUAACGGCCCAAGGAUACAGCUGUGUUAUGAGUGUUGGUUUAUCCAUGUACGAUGGCUUGGAGAACGAGAGCACUCCUGAUAAUAGUCUGGAGAACACUGGGGGUGCUACAAAAAAGCUGGCUAGGGGUAUCUCCCGUGCAACUGAAAAUGCAGCAAUUGUUUCCUAUGCUCGCUCCCAGUUGGCAGCCUUAGGGGCUCUUGAUACACCUGAAUAUACAUUUUCAUUGCCAGACUUAUCUGUGUAUCCGGAUUCAUUUCGUAAAUUCUUGGAGAAGGAUCUUAUAGAGAAUGGAUGUUUGAGUUCCUUGGAGGCUGCGGGUCGUUUAAAUUGGUGGUACAAAAGUGGCAGCACUCGAGUUCUUUGGCCACUGGCAACAUCUGGAGAUGGCAAUUGUCUGCUUCACGCUGCAUCAUUGGGGAUGUGGGGUUUUCAUGAUAGACUACUUACGCUAAGAGAGGCAUUGCAUAAUACUUUGACCAAGGGGGAAUACAGACAUGCUCUUUUUAGGCGAUGGAAAUGGAGACAGACAGGUUUGAACGCAGCCGCAGGACUGUCAUAUACGGAAGCAGAAUGGUUAUCAGAAUGGCAAAGUAUAGUAGAUAUGGCCUCUCCUGCGAUCAGAAACCAGACUGCUACCUCUUAUCAGAGCCUUGAAGAGAUACACGUUUUAACUUUGGCUCAUGCUUUAAGAAGGCCUAUAAUAGUUAUAGCAGAGACCAUGCUGAAAGAUGCCGAGGGAGUAGCCUUAGCGCCAAUUCCGUUUGGUGGAGUAUAUUUACCCUUGGAAGUGCCACCUUCGCGUUGCGAAAGAACUCCCUUAUUCCUGGCAUAUCAUUCUGCUCACUUCUCCCCGCUUGUAACGGUAGAUGGAUGCAAUGAUUAUGGUAGUGCUUGCGGCGAAGGAGUUAGUAUACCACUAGUGGAUCCAGACACAGGAAAAUUGUUGCCGGUUUUAUUCGCCGUGGAUCCUGGUCCUGAGUGGGAUUGGGUGGACGGUUCGCGAGAAUUGUUAACGUGUACGCAGGACACUAUGGAGAUUUUAUUGCGAGAGUAUUUAGAUUGCGAGUAUCAAAGUUUUACAUCCGAAGAUAUUGAUAGGCUUUCGGAUGCGGAUGGUUCCUUGUCGAAGACAGCGAAGCAAUUGCUAGAAGUCGCGAAACAAUUCGGAUCCCUUGGCAGAUCUGUCAGUAAAAAACUAUGGCCUAUGACGAAUAAGAGGCCAAAAAGUCCGCCUUCGUCGAGCGGCGGAAUUUCCACAGAAGGAUUGUUAUGUGUGAGAAUAAAGAGCAGACGUCAUCAAUAUGUGGAUCAAAUGCUUCAGAAUUAUCUUCAAUGUGCCCAUGCAAGAUAUCUGCAGGAUCAUCAAGUAGAUGAUACAGGUAGUGAAUUGAAUUAUGGCGCUGGAAGAUCAAAAUUUUACGCUGCCAGUGAUUGCAAUAGUCAUGCGAGUGUUAGCAAAUUAUUACCUACAAAUACAAAGAAAGAUGAUACGCUUUAUCUUGCAAGGUCUACGUUUUAUAAAGAUCAAACUCCAUCAAAUACUACAGAAUCAGAAGUUUGGAAUAACAGUGACAAUUUGAAGGACGUCGUGAAAAAGUGCCGCAGUGAACACUGCCAAUUCUUUGGAUCGCCAGAAAACCAAUACUAUUGCUCGCAAUGUUGGGCCAAUCGACGUUAUCAUUAAGCAACCGUCCUCAAUCACACAUGACAAUAAUCUCAUUUUAAUAUCGCUCGAGUUAAGCUAUUAAAUAAUUAAUAGACAUAACGCUAGUUGUAAGAUAAAGCUUAUCCUACCAACAUAUCGUCGAUAACAUUGUAUCGUUGUUUCUAAUUUUGUUUUUUCUUUCAUGUUUUAUUGUAUUUAUUAACAUAUUCCAUCUAAAAAGUUGCAUAUCAAAUGCACAGGGUUCGCUUAAACGGUAUGAACAUUUACUACGACGUGUUCAGAUUUUAUCGUUCCAAAAAGCAAGAAAAAUUGUUAAUUUUUUUUCAGUACUCAGGGAACGAGAAUAUAUUUUUUUCUUUUUUGAACAAUUUCAAUGUUGUGCCUUCCUGUAUGCGCGGAACAAUAAUACUCUCCCUUGUAUUCUAAUGAAAAUCUCUACUCACAACUACCUCCAAUUUUCUCGAUUAUAGAGCUCGAUUUAGUGUAAUUACUAACAGUGUAAUUCUCAAUGUAAUUCUCAUUGUAAAGAGAUAUCUUAUAAGAAAUGAAAAUGUUAUGUUCAUAAUCUCAUUGUCUUGUGCAACCGCUCUGUGCAUAUAAAAUUGUGUGAAGAAUAAACCAUAUUUUUAUAUAUGCCAAGAGUUGUCAUUUUUCUCCGCAUAAAUUAUAUAAGUAGCGUAAGAAAAUACACAAGGCCAAUAUAUUUUUUUGCCAUAAUAAAAUGUAUUUACACACAUUUCCUCGCAUUAGUCUAUCAUCAUGUGAAAAAGGUCAUAAUUAAUAGUAAAUGAUUAAUAUUACCUGUCACAUUACCUAUUCAUUAAAUUAUCGACAAAGCAUGUGUGGUAGUAUUACGCUAAUUUUAUUAAUAUAAUUGUACGAAGAAUCUUUUUGUUGGUAUGUACAAAAAAAGGAGGAAAGAAUUAUCCGAUAUACAAAUUAUUACCUUCAGCACUUUUUCUAAUAUUAAAUAGCUAAGAAAAACGUUAAAUGAGAAGCGGUUUUACAAUAUAUCGAAGGAACUAGGAAAUAUUCAUUUUAGUUACGGUAUUACUACGUAUAAGCACAGAGUAUAUGUUUAUAGACGCUAUUAGAAUUUAAACAUCCUUUUGCCUUUAUUUUAUCAGUUAAACACUUUCAACAUCCCUUCUUGGUCUUUCGAUGAAAUAACUAAUAAAGAAAUGAAUAAGAGAGUACCACUUAUAUAUUUCGUGUCUUUAAAAUUGAGUUUCAUGUACUAUUUACAAUUUCAGUCAUACGAGCGCAGAUACACUACCACAGAGUCGAUUAGCUGUAUUCGAUAUAUCUUUCACGUAAGUAGUAAGCAUUACAUUUAACCAAGUUCAUUUGGAAAGUUUUAUUCUUUCGUGAAAGAUGAUAUUUAAUACGAAGAGAUCUUAAAAAAAAGAAAAAUAUUAAGCUAAAGUAACUUUGUAGCUGUAGCAUUAUGCGCGUAUAAGUCGCAAGUUAUUCUUCCCGAAAUGUAUUUAAUGUUGUUAAAAGUCAAAAUAAAAAUAUUUGUAGCAAAAGUUAUUUGUUUUUUUAAAAGCUAUGAUUAGGUUUGCAUUAAAGAUCCGCAAAGAAGUGAUAACAUAAUAACAUAGUUAUUAAUUUUGUAAAACAAUACGGCAAAAUAUCAGUACGAUUACAUCGAUACACGAUAUAUGCACGUGCAUGUACAAAUAAUUAUAAUCAUAAUGGUAAUAAUAUGGAUUCUAGUAUACAUGUGAUGAGAAAUUUAUUAUUAAUAACUUUUUUAACAGGUCUUCGUCGGCAGCUUUUUUUUUCUCUUACUUCUACAUUGAAUUCUUUCCCUGAUGGGUUUUUGUGGUGUUAUAACACAAUUAUUCAAAAUAACGUAAAUUUUUAUUAUUUAAUGUAAAUUUUAUACGUAGGUAUUACGCUUAGGAUCAAUUGAUGUACCCACUUAUAGCUUUGAACAUGACGUGAAAUUAGUCCAAUGUAAAGU